Meira miltonrushii is the source of this 1320-nucleotide messenger RNA. RefSeq lists its product as uncharacterized. Bases 48 to 992 code for a protein of 314 amino acids. Gene Ontology annotation, molecular function: phosphatase activity. Gene Ontology annotation, cellular component: cytoplasm. Lineage: Eukaryota; Fungi; Basidiomycota; Exobasidiomycetes; Exobasidiales; Brachybasidiaceae. The record is from RefSeq and is a predicted model, not a curated record. The transcript has 3 exons.
CUUCUUGUCUUCCUUCUACCGACUUCUCGCAAAACUUUACGUCAAAAAUGUCAACAGCUUUCAAGAUUCCUCGUUCGAAAUACAAAUUUGAGGCAUUGCCGGCUUACUUUGUCUAUACGAAUCCCGCCAUUCCGAACGAUUCCUUACCGGCAUAUGCACCAAAGUUUGGUUUAGAAGAAGGAAAACGAUGGAAAGAAGUGAUUGCAGAUUUGGCCAAAUUGAACAGUGAAGCGAAUCAUACUCGACAAAGUUAUAAGCUUGUCUUUGCGGCACGACACGGAGAAGGCGUACAUAAUGUUGCCGAAGCAAAAUACGGUACGAAAGAAUGGGAUGCAAAAUGGUCUCUGGUGAAAGGUGAUGGAGAGAGUGUUUGGGGACCCGAUCCACCGUUGACGAAAGUUGGAGAAGGACAAGCAAUUGAUGCCAAUGGGAAAUGGCAAAAGGAACUCAAAGAUCAGGAUCCUGUCCCGCUACCAACUAUGUUCUUUUCUUCACCGAUGAUCAGAUCGGCACGUACGUUGCAAUUAACGUACGAUGGGAUCGUUUGGCCAGCCAAUCCGAACGAAGAUAAAUCAACAGUACAGGGAACGACAUCUUUGAUUGCACCUCUUGAAACCCGACCUCACAUCCUGGAAUGCCUGCGAGAAGAUUUCAAAGAUCGACAUACAUGUGAUGAGCGGAGCAAGAGAAGUACAAUCGCUGCAUCUUGGGAACCGUUCAAAUGGACAGUAGAUGCAACUAUGGACGAAGAAGAUACAAUCUUUGCUUCGGAUUACAAAGAGAGUAGAGAAGUUAUGACCCAACGAUUGGAAGACGCUUUAAGCUUCGUAUGGCAAUUGGCCGAUGGACACGAUGUCAUCAAUAUCACUUCUCACAGCGGUGCCAUGGAAGCCCUAUUCCGUGCCUGUCAGCAUGACGAUUUCAAGCCAAAGACUGGAGGCAUCGUACCUCUCUUUGUCAGAGCCACAGAACAGAGAGAAAGUAUAGAAUAAGGUCGGAUGUACAUGAUAAUAAAUAUUCAUUAAAAUUCAUAAAGACAACAGGCAAAAAGCGUUUCACCCAAUCACAAAUCGAUCAAUGGCGUUUCAACCGGUCUUGUCCACAUCUGUUGUUGCUGUUGUGGUUGUUGAGAAGGACUCAUCAUUCCAUCACUAUUGAUAGGCAUUGCGUUUGGGUUCGCUGAAGCAUACUUUGUACUUGGAGGUGAUGCGAUCGGCGCACUUGGAACGGAAGGUAAAUUGACAUUAUUACCAUUCAAGUAAGUAGUUGAUCCCUGUCUCCUGUUAUCUUGCGGAGGUGGUGGUGCACUGGCAAGCACAG